Molecule: messenger RNA, 565 nt
Organism: Symbiodinium necroappetens
Lineage: Eukaryota; Dinophyceae; Suessiales; Symbiodiniaceae
Source: the annotation of a GenBank genome assembly
GUCUGGCUUUUGCGGGAGCCCAGUGCUGCUUCGAUGAGCCCAGCCGCAUCAACAUCGAGGUGUUGUCCGUGAUCGCCCAGCAGCUGAGGGUCCCGUUCGGUGACUGGGAGACAUAUUUUGUGGAAAAAAAGCAUGAUCACGAGCGGUCUUGCAACGGGCCUUUUGAAGCGACCUUGACAGGCUGGGUCAUGAAGCCAACGUUCAACGUGUUCAUCACCCUGAACCCGGGCCAUUUGCAUCUAAUCACGAGUCUUGUGAAACUGAAGGUCUUAAGGCACGGUGCUUGGGCUUUCGAGGUUUCUUGCUGCAGUGCGGAUGCACAUCCAGAGGCCGUGAUGGUGCCGGAUUAUGCCAGGUUCGGUUUCGGAUUUGCGGAGGCAAAGAUCCUGAUGGAAGAAGAUGGCAGGGGGCCUCAAAGCGAAAGCUUGGCUGUGUCGCUGUCUCCGGACCUCGUGCGCUGUUGUCUUUUUGCAAUCGAUGGUGGGCCACCAGCUCCUGGAGGAUCACAAGGGGAUCAGGGCAUGGCGAACGCACCGGACGUGCCAUGCGGUCCAGCGCGCUUUGC